This is a messenger RNA of Notolabrus celidotus (New Zealand spotty), 1158 nucleotides long. RefSeq names its product calpain clp-1-like. The record is from RefSeq and is a predicted model, not a curated record. Lineage: Eukaryota; Metazoa; Chordata; Actinopteri; Labriformes; Labridae. The transcript has 5 exons. The coding region runs from base 448 to 795 and encodes 115 amino acids.
AGAGGUCACUGAAUUUCGUUAUUGAACAGUAACAAGAACCGCUUCGAGUGGACUGUGUCUGGCUUUAUGUUUAAUUUUCUAAAACCUAGUCACACAUAUAAGAAAACCUGCACAACUUUAAUUGAAAAGAAAAAUUCUGCUGGAUAGGCUUGUUUGAUGAAGAUAGUGAGUACGGUUGCGGAUUGUCUGCCCUUCUCAGCCACUGUACUCAACUGCCUGCGGGAUGAACCCUCAGUGAUGCAUCUGUUAAACAGAACAUGGGUGACUCAUCCUGAUAGUAUUUGUCAAAGGGCCUUCAUGUGAACACAAAUAAGCCACACCUGAUUCCUCAGCAGGGUGCGACAAGUGAGGCGUUGCCCACUGAAACUCCCAGACACCUGAUGCUAUAAGAACUGAGCCUCACUGGUCCAGAAACACAUUACGAUCACAACAAACACAUCAGCAGCCAUGGACGAUCUACUGGGUAAAGCCAUGGGUUCUUCCAUGGGUAAUGAUAUAAUGGCAAAAAUAGCAGGGGAAAAAAUUGGUGACUUUGUUGAAGAUGGACUUAAUAAAGUGAUGGGAGGAAAAGAUGGUGAAAACAACAAAGAAGAAGGAGAAGGAGGAGGAGGAGGAGGAGGAGGAUUGGAUUUUGGUGAUGUCCUCAAAUUUGCCGGUGGUUCCAAAAAAAAAGAUGAAGGAGAUGGUGGGUUUAACAUGGGUGAUGUCCUCAAUGUUGUUGGUGGUUCCCAAAAAAAAGAAGAAGACGGACCUGGAGAUGCGAUCAAGGAUGCAUUUGGAAAAAUAUUCGGAUAGACACCCAUGUUACCGACCCACAACGUUCUGACAAGUCCUUCACCUUUACUCCACUGAACUUCCAUCUACAGAGAACAUUUUGACAAUGAAAUCAUUACAGAUUAUUAAAGCUUUCAAGAGCCCAUGGUGACAAACAAUUUCACAAUUCAGCAAUGGACAUGUUUUCUUCACUUCUAUAGCAACAGAAGAAUACAAAGCUCCAAACAUUGGAGUUCAAACAUUAAAACAGAUGACUUUUUUUAUUUGGUUUGGAAGGUUACAGCUUAAGGUUCCUGGAUUAUUUCUGAAAGGAAACUGUAAGAAAUAAAAUAUACUUAAACACCAAUAUUAAUAUAUAUAUUUUUUUCAUUCGGGGAAAAUUUC